AACACACAUGCUAGUGUAUACAUAUAUAGGUAGCUUAAAUAUUUUGUACCUCCAUUCAUUACUACUUUAAAAAUCAAGCCUAAUGGAUAGAUCUAUCCAUCUCUGCCUCCUUAUAGCAUCAUUCUUACUACUUCAAUGGUUGAUUGUCUAUAGCUCAGCCAACUCAGAUUUCAACGUUGAUCUUUCAUCCCUUGUUGCUUUCAAAUCUCGAAUCUCUUUGGAUCCCUAUAGCAUAUUGACCAAAAAUUGGAGCUCUGGAAGCAAUAUCUGUAGUUGGAUCGGAGUUACAUGUGAUUCUCGCUAUCACAGGGUGACUCAGUUGAAUAUAUCUUCCAUGGGCCUUGUCGGAACCAUCCCACCUGAAAUCGGGAAUCUUUCUUUUCUUGUUUCUUUAGAUUUGAGCGAGAACUCUUUUGGUGGUCCUAUUCCUUCAUCUAUUUUCAACAUGUCAAGUUUAGAAGUUUUGAAAUUGAGGAAUAAUAGUUUGUCAAGUAGCCUACCAAUUGAUAUGUGCAAACACAAUCUUCAUAAGCUCAAGAGACUUCAUAUUUCUUACAACAAGUUGUUUGGGGAAAUACCGUCAAGUUUGGAGCAGUGUUCACAACUUGAGUAUGUUUCUUUGGUCAGCAACAAUUUCAGUGGAAUUGUGCCAACUCCAAUUGGGAACUUGACAUUGCUUCAAGAGUUAUAUUUGGGUUCCAACAAUUUAAGUGGUAAUAUUCCAAAAGAGAUCGGUGUUCUUACUAAUUUAGCAGGUUUGGAUUUGAGCAUCAACAACUUUACCGGACACGUGCCAAGGGAAAUUGCCAACUUGACAUUGCUUCAAUUGUUGGACCUUAGUACCAACAAGUUCAGCGGUAAUAUUCCAGAAGAGAUUGGUCAUCUUACAAAGUUACAAGGUUUGGGCAUGGGUUUGAAUAAGUUUUCAGGCCCUAUACCUGCAACUAUUUACGGCAUGACUUCCUUGGAGUAUUUUGACUUUGCAUCGAAUGAAUUGAGUGGAUCAUUAUCAAGAGAUAUUGGAAACAUGACAUCCCUUCGCAGAAUAGGCCUUGAAGAUAAUAAUCUAAUUGGUGAAAUUCCAAAAGAGAUUGGUGGUCUUACUAAUUUCGAGCGCUUGAGCAUGUGUUGCAACAAUAUUAGUGGUUCGGUGCCAAGAGAACUUGGGAACUUGACAAACAUGGUUGGCAUAUACCUUGGCAACAAUGCUUUAAGUGGUCCAAUACCAAAAGAGCUGGGUCGUCUUAUUAAUUUAUGGGAACUCCAAUUGAAAGAAAACUUUCUUAUCAAUGGAUCCAUACCAAAGGAAAUUGGGAACAUGACUUCCCUUUCCUACUUGAAGCUUUACAAUAAUGAAUUGACCGGUACUAUUCCAAAAGAAAUUGGAAACCUGAAACACCUCACGGAGUUAUGGCUUCACAACAACAAUUUAAAUGGUCCAAUACCUUCCGCCAUUGGGAAUAUGUCAGAGCUGGAUUAUUUAGUACUCCCUCAUAACAAACUAAUUGGAGAGAUUCCAUCAUCCAUUUGUGACUUGAGAUUACUAACACUCCUCCAUUUAGCAGACAAUCAUUUGGAAGGACAGAUUCCAAAGUGCUUGGGAAACUUCAAUAGUUCAUUGUUGGCUCUUAAUUUGGGUGGAAACCAAAUCACAGCCCUUCAAUCCACAUUUGCAAAAGGUUGCAGUCUUCAGGCCCUUAUUCUGUAUGGCAAUAAGUUGGAAGGAAUAACACAUUCCCUACUCAACUGCCAACGCCUGGAAAGCAUUGAUUUUGGUGAUAAUGAAAUACGAGGUGCAUUUCCCUUCUGGAUGGAAACAUUCCCUCAACUUCGCGUCCUCAUCUUGAGGUCUAACAAGUUGAAUGGUACUAUGUUGGAGGCUUCAAAGACCGAGCAUCCGUUUCCAAAGUUGCAAGUCUUGGAUAUAUCAAGAAAUGCAUUUGUUGGCUCUUUACCUGAUAGAUAUUUCAAGAAUUUUGAAGGUAUGAUAGAUGCUAAGGAUAAUCUGACACGCGUUGAGAAGGAUAGGCUCCAAACAUAUUUAGGCUUAGAUAUCACUUUGAAAGGUUUGGAUCAGGAAUUGCAGAGAUUGCUGGAUACGCUUACAACGAUCGAUUUUUCUUCCAACGAAUUCUCUGGGAAUAUUCCGGUUUCCAUAGGCAAUCUUAAUUCUCUGAGAUACUUGAAUUUGUCCCGCAAUACUCUCACGGGAGAGAUUCCUGUGUCUCUUGGGAAUAUAAGUAUUCUUGAGUCAUUGGAUUUGUCAUGGAACAGAUUGAGUGGAAAAAUUCCAAGUGAUCUGACAGGGUUGACGUUUCUUUCGAAAUUAAACCUAUCAAUGAAUAAUCUUGUGGGGCCAAUACCACAAUCUAAGCAGUUUUCUACGUUUCAGAAUGAUUCAUACAUAGGAAACUCGGGAUUGUGUGGAGUUCCGUUGGCAAAGCAGUGUGAAACAACUGAUGGAAAACCAGUAUUUCCUCUAGAAGAUGAUGAUGAUGAGUCAGGAUUUAUAGAUGGAUUUGGUUGGCGAAGUGUGGUGUUAGGGUAUGGAUGUGGAUUUGUGGUUGGAAUUGGAGUUGGUUACAUGAUUAUACGAAGCGCAAGGCCAAAAUGGUUAGUGGAAUUCUUUUUUGGCGUUGGAUAUAGUAAUAGUAAGAUGAAGAGAAGAAAUAGAGCAAAAGCAACAAGAAGAAGAAGGUGAUUCAAGACAAACAUUGGGCUUUACAAGUGUUUCAUUUGGAACACUAGCAUGUUGUGUGUAUGAUGCUUUGCAAUAAUGCAUCUUAAACUAUGCAAUGUUGUAUUUCUAAAUUAGGCUACUUUUGUUUAUAAAAUUAUACAUAUUGUCUCUAA
Messenger RNA from Salvia splendens (bonfire salvia), 2853 nucleotides. Its product is annotated as LRR receptor-like serine/threonine-protein kinase GSO1. The transcript is spliced from 7 exons. Gene Ontology annotation, molecular function: protein binding. The record is from RefSeq and is a predicted model, not a curated record. Bases 83 to 2701 code for a protein of 872 amino acids. Lineage: Eukaryota; Viridiplantae; Streptophyta; Magnoliopsida; Lamiales; Lamiaceae.